UUGAACUGUGUGUCACUGAUGCAGCACAUACACGGCUCAGGCGACGAGGGGUUGGUCAGUUCUGUGGCUGUCCCUCUACUGACCACACAAGUCAAAAUGCUGGAGUUCGGGUCUAAACUGAUGUCCUCUCACACAGCCUCCCUGGCCCUCCACUGUUGUCAGUUCACUCCUCUAGAUGGCAGCACCAGUUUUGUCCCAGCAUUCCAUGCUGUGUAUAAAGUUCUGAACGCCCUGCUGGUUCACAACACGAACACCGUUUACGGAGUUAUCCCCUCCUUCCUCAGCUGUACCAAACAUAUCCUUUUACACUGCUGUGGAAUACAAAUAAAAGAUCUCGUCACCGGGGUGGUCGAACCAUAUUCUGUCUUUCAUGGUCGCUGUUCUGGUUGUGAGUGGAUUUUGAUACCAGAGUGCUGAAAGUAUGUAGUAUCUCUAGGUCU
Molecule: messenger RNA, 440 nt
Organism: Mizuhopecten yessoensis (Yesso scallop)
Lineage: Eukaryota; Metazoa; Mollusca; Bivalvia; Pectinida; Pectinidae
Exons: 2
Coding region: 19-417 (132 amino acids)
Source: RefSeq, a predicted model, not a curated record